UUUUCUAAUAUAUACAUGUCUGCUUAAGAAGUAAUCUUCACAAUCUCGAAAGUCUCUCAAGCAAAACAAAAAAUAAAAAUAAUAAAAAUAAAUCCUAAUUCUGUAACGUCAACAUGUCAUAUGGUUCGUGGUUUUUAGACGAGACUCCAUUACCAAAACUAGGCUUUCUCGGCCAAGGCACCUACGGCUAUGUCACCCUGGUUCGAAACGGCGAUGGACUACUCAUGGCUAAGAAAACAUGUCUCCUCAAAUACUCAGAGGAUCUCGAGAAAGAAGUAAGGAUCAUGGAGCACUUCUUUUCAUUCGAUUUCAACACCGUGAGAGCGACGAGCCCCGCUGUUUCCCAAGAAACUAUGCCGGUGAAUGUCAAAGUCUGUUCCAUUCACAUGGAAGUCGCACCACAUGGUUCACUCAAAGACAUGUUAACCAAAGCCGGUGGGACAUUACCGGAGAACGUCAUCGGUUAUUGCAUUUUCCAGGUUCUUGAAGGGCUCAGGGAUCUUCACCAACACGGUUAUGUCCAUUGUGAUCUCAAGCCAGAGAACAUACUCAUCUUCCCGAGUUAUGCUCGUGACGAGCUUUGCAAUCUCAAACUUGGUGACUUCGGUUUGGCUAAGGAGCCCAAUGGACCUGAUCCAGUGAACGGGUCUUUGUUCGAGGACAAUCCGGAGUAUUUGGCUCCUGAGGCGGUCGGGCCACGUGGAGUGAUCUCGUCGGCGGUUGAUAUCUGGUCCUUAGGUACCAUGGUAAUGGAGAUGAUGGGGGUUACUAUAAGAGGAAGGAGUGAUUACGUGCCGGGGACUCUAUCGCCGAUGACUUGGGAUUUUGUGAGGAGAUGUAGAGAGCGGAAUCCGGAGGCUAGAGCCACCGCGGAGGAGCUCAUGAGUCAUUCUUUUGUUAACCAAAGUCUUGAGGUUCCACCGCUUGAGCUGCUUCCAGUUCCUUCUUGCUUAAGUAAUGGAGUGGUUCAAGGAAGGUUUUUCUAG
Messenger RNA from Raphanus sativus (radish), 986 nucleotides. Its product is annotated as mitogen-activated protein kinase kinase kinase 20-like. Lineage: Eukaryota; Viridiplantae; Streptophyta; Magnoliopsida; Brassicales; Brassicaceae. Bases 114 to 986 code for a protein of 290 amino acids. Gene Ontology annotation, biological process: protein phosphorylation. The transcript has a single exon. The record is from RefSeq and is a predicted model, not a curated record. Gene Ontology annotation, molecular function: protein kinase activity; ATP binding.